Lolium rigidum is the source of this 1916-nucleotide messenger RNA. Its product is annotated as protein NRT1/ PTR FAMILY 8.1-like. NCBI's taxonomy places the organism in Eukaryota, Viridiplantae, Streptophyta, Magnoliopsida, Poales, Poaceae. Gene Ontology annotation, cellular component: membrane. Gene Ontology annotation, molecular function: transmembrane transporter activity. Bases 127 to 1791 code for a protein of 554 amino acids. The record is from RefSeq and is a predicted model, not a curated record. Gene Ontology annotation, biological process: transmembrane transport. The transcript is spliced from 4 exons.
GAGAGAACGUUAGGGUGCAGGAGCUGCAAAGGAAAAUCGGCAACGAAAAGAGCACUAUCGGCCAGCAAGGGGCGAAAUUAAUAUAAUCACAAGGGUCACCCGAUCGAACUGUUCAGAGUUCAGGCCAUGGAAGCUGUAGAAGUAGAAUCAAAAGGCUCGCAUGGUGGUGGUGGCGAUCGCCGGACGUCCAGGAAUGAUCGCCGGAGCUCGUGGGGCUGCACUUUGCUUCUCGUGAACAACUGCUUGCAGAACACGUCCUACUUCGGCUUGUCGACGAACUUGGUGAAUUACUUCCAGGUGGAGCUGCACGCGGGCAGCAAAUCCGCGGCGAACAGCGUCACCAACUGGAUGGGCACCAGCUCCAUCACGCCGCUCGCCGCCGCCUUACUCGCCGACUCCUUCCUCGGCAGAUAUUGGACCAUCACCCUCUUCCUCGUCAUCUCCGUCGCGGGAUACGGAUUGGUGACGGCGAGCGCCUCGGCGGCGCUGCAGAGCGCCGUAUUCUACGCGGGGCUGUACCUGGUAGCCCUCGGCGGCGCGCUGUCACCGGUCAUGGUCUCGUUCGGAGCCGACCAAUUCGGCGACGACGAGUCCGAGCGCGGGCAGCAGAGCUCCUUCUUCAACUGGUUCUACUUCUCCAUGAACGUGGGUUCGCUCGUCGGCGGCACCGUGCUUGUGUGGGUGCAGACCGCCCACGGCUGGCGACUUGGCUACGGCAUCCCGGCCCUGCUCAGCGUGCUCGCCGUCGCGCUGUUCAUGGUCGGCACUAGCGCGUACCGCAGGAUCCAGCCGCCGGGGGGAUUUCCGGCAACCAGGAUCGCACAGGUAGUAGUCGCCGCCAUCAGGAAAUGGGACGUUGAGGCGCCGGAGGACGCUGCGCUUCUGCACGAGUGCGCCAGCGACGAUGGCGUGUCGACGAUACAGGGGAGCCGCCGCCUCGUGCACACCGACCAGUUCAGGUUCUUGGACAAGGCGGCAGUUGAGACGGAGGGCGACAAGAGGGUGCGGCCGGAGAGCCCGUGGCGGCUGUGCACGGUGACGCAGGUGGAGGAGCUCAAGUGCGUGCUCAGGCUGUUGCCGGUGUGGGCGUGCGGCAUCAUCUUUGCGGCGGCGUACACGCAGAUGUCCACAACCUUCAUCCUUCAGGGCGACACCCUGGACCCUCGCCUUGGCAGCUUCCGCGUGCCCGCCGCCGUGCUCUCCGUCUUUGACACCCUCAGCAUCAUGAUCUGGGUGCCGCUCUACGACUUUGUCGUUGUCCCACUCGCGCGCCGUCUCACUGGCCACAGCCGAGGGUUCACGCCGCUAGCGCGCAUGGGCAUCGGCUUCGUUGUUCUCACCAUCACCAUGCUGCUUGCAGGCGUGCUCGAGGUGGCCCGCCGCCAUGUCCUCGCGCGCCAUGGCACGUUCAUCGAUGCGGACGGUGCGGAAUACGUGCCCAUGUCGAUUUUCUGGCAGGUGCCGCAGUACGUGGUGGUGGGCGCGGCGGAGGUGUUCACAUUCAUCGGACAGCUGGAGUUCUUCUACGAGCAGGCGCCGGACGCCAUGCGCAGCGUUUGCUCAGGGCUUCCUAGCGCAGCAUUCGCCCUUGGAAACUACGCCAGCUCGGCAAUCGUGGCCGUUGUGGUGCGCGCCACGGCGAGGGGUGGGAGAUCUGGGUGGAUGCCUGACGACAUCAAUGACGGACAUCUGGAUUACUUCUUCUGGCUGCUCGCCGUGCUCUGUGUCGGCAACUUCGGCGCCUACCUGUUCGUCGCACGAUGGUACAACUACAAGAAGACCGUUGAUUGAACUAGAAGACGGGGAAUGUUGUGCCAUGAUUAGUAACUCUGCAGUGUUGUUUAUCUAUAUGGCUGUCACCUUCUGGUUGACAUGGUCUUUCAAGUGAUAUAUAUCAGAUUAAGGUUUGCUUGCUU